Molecule: messenger RNA, 3663 nt
Organism: Klebsormidium nitens
Lineage: Eukaryota; Viridiplantae; Streptophyta; Klebsormidiophyceae; Klebsormidiales; Klebsormidiaceae
Source: the annotation of a GenBank genome assembly
CCCGCUUUCUUCCUCUUUGGGCCUUUGUUUCACUGCACCUGAUUGAGCUACUUGUGCUCUGAUUUGUUGAUUACUUAUAGACGCCAGGUGUCCGUUUCUGAUUCGCCCUUUCUGGCGGCAAUGGGGCACAAAACAAGCAACAACAAGUUGAAGCUUGUGUGGAAUCAUGUUCUCAAAGUCAGCAUUCUCAGCAUCGCCUUGAACGGCGUCAUUUUGAGCAGAGGCACCGAGGCGAUGAACCUCCUGGCAAAUGUAGUACCGAGGCCCAGCAGAAUCCUCUAAUCCAACGUGAAAGUUUGCUCGUCGUCAUGGCGCCGCUAUCAGCAUCAGUGUAUGCGCGGAAGAAGAAAGAUAAACGAGCAAGUGGCAAGCCAGUUGCGAAGAAGCGACCCGGCCCAAAGUCUAAAGGAGCUCCUAAAGAAGCAGCGGAUGCCGCGCCAGCUGGGCAGAAAAGGAAGCGCCCAACAGAGAUAGUACCCAGUGCUUCAAAACGAGCACGGAAAGCGGGUGGCAGGGGAGAAGAUGCAUCCUCUAUUUUGGAGAAGAAGCAGAGAGUUGCUAAGAAAAGGGAUCAAGCUGCCAAAUCAGAGGAGAAGAAAGUGAGGGCGGCAAAGAAGGAGGAUCAGACGGUGGCUGCCAGUGAGAAGAACAAGGUCAAGGUGUCUGUAUCCUCUGCAUUGCAACGGGGGAAGAAGCCGGCAAGGGCUGGAAAGACGGCGGACGUAGAAUCAGCGCGUUCGAAAGGUAAAGGGACAGGUUUGGGUGAAGAUGGAAAGAGUGCAGCGGGCCAGGGCGUCAAGCGGAGACCCGGGCGGCCGGAGCAAAGCAAGGGAGGGGAUGAGCCAAAUGGUGGGGAAGAGGUGGCGGUCAAACGAGGACGUGGGCGGCCAAAGAAAAGUAAGGAGACGGAGGAGGAGAGCGGUGCACAAGAAACAGCUGUCAAAAGGGGCCGAGGCCGGCCAAAAGGAAGCAAGAACAAGGAUAAGGGGAGCAAUGCACAGGAAAGAGCUGUCAAAAGGAACCGUGGGCAGCCGGAUAAAAGCAAGAAGCCGGACAAGCCAAGCGGGUCACAGGAAGCUGUCAAAAGGGGUCGGGGGAGGCCAAAGAAAGCCGAGGCAGAGGAGAAUGCAGGCUCUGAUCCAAAAGGCAAAAGUGGUCAGAAGGGUGGAGCAAAGAAAGCGCCGCCGCCCAGAGCAAAGUACCUUGACCGGCUGGAGUUCGACGGCACCCUGUUCGAAGCGGGCGACUUUGUCUACAUCAAAAAGACUGACGGGGACAAAGAAGAGUCUGACGAAGAGCUUGAGGAGUGCCGGGUCUGUGGGAACUGCCCGCAGGAGGGGGAGGACAUGCUGGAGUGCGACACCUGUCUUGGGGGUUUCCACUUGGGGUGUUUGGACCCCCCCUUGGAGGAGGUUCCGGAGGGGGACUGGAAUUGUCCGGCGUGCUGUGGGGCAGAAUGUGGGGACUGGGUGACCAGGACGAGGCAACGGCGGCGCACGCUGAGGGAGCGGUAUCUUGCGGGAGAGUUGUACAUGGCAAGGAUAAACAUGAUGUGGCAGGAGCCCAACGGCGACUAUUACUUCCGGGGAAACUGGUUGGACAUUCCAGAGGAAACGCACAUGGGCAGGCGUGAGCAUAACCACCGGCGGGAGGUCUUCUUGUCGACUCUGGAGGACGAUGUUUCGAUGGACUCCAUUAUCCGGCAUGCGUGGGUGUACCCGCGAGAGCGCUUCGAGCAGGCGGCCAACGAGGGUGAUGACGUGUACCUGCUCGAGUAUGGGUACUGCCCACGAACGCAGCGCUACAAGCGGAUCGACGACAUUGUGGAUGACGGGCGGGGCUGGAAUUACGAGGUCAGCGACGAGGAUGGCGACUUUCGGCCGUCGAAAGACGAGGGCGGCAGUGCGGACGAGGAAUUCAGUGCGGAAGAAGAAGAGGAGAACGGAGGGAAGGAGGGCCCAAGGAGGCGGAGAGCGGCCGGAACCAAACGGAAACGGAAGGAAAGGACGGAACCGACUUCCAGGACGCAGAACGCGCGGCGGCAACGGCUGGAAGCGCUGGCGCAACUAGGCGCGAAGGAGAUCCCGGCCGCGGCGCGCAAGCGCAAGCUGACCCGGCUGGAGGCCGCACAGGAGGCGCUGACGUUGGCGGCACUGCCGAAGAAGCUGUCGUGCCGGGACAAGGAGCGUCAGCAGGUGACGUCAUUCGUGGAGGAGGCCGUGUCGGCUGGCGCCGACUGCCUCGGGAGUUGUCUGUACAUCAGCGGAGUGCCGGGGACGGGCAAGACGGCCACGGUGCUCGAGGUGAUGCGCGGUCUGCGGCGGAAGGUCGAGGCCAAAGAGCUGCCGCCGUUCCAGUUCGUCGAGAUCAACGCGCUGCGAGUACCCUCCCCGGCACACGUCUACACCGCGCUGCACGAGGCCCUGACCGGCGAGCACCUCGGCCCCAAGGCCGCCCUGGAGCGCCUCCAGCAGCGCUUCGAGGGGGCGCCACGUGGCAGGCCUGGAUUGGUCCGCCGCCCGCUCGUGGUUUUGGUCGACGAAUUGGACCUGCUCGUGACGCGCAACCAGUCCGUGCUGUACAACAUCUUCGACUGGCCCACGCUGCCGCACUCGCAGCUGAUCGUCAUUGGCACUGCAAACACGAUCGGCCUUCCGGAGCGGAUCGCGCGCCGCGUGGGUCUGCAGCAAGCGCCUUUUCGCAUUGCGAACACGAUCGACCUCCCCGAACGAAUGCUCCCCCGCAUCGCAAGCCGCAUGGGCCUGCGGCGCGUGGCGUUCAACCCGUACACGCGCGAGCAGCUGCAGGAGAUCGUCGCCGACCGGCUGACCGGAAUUCCGGCGUUCCGGUCGGAAGCCAUCGAGCUGGCGUCGCGGAAGGUCGCCUCCGCCUCGGGCGACGUCCGCCGCGCGCUCGAGCUCUGCCGCCGGGCCGCCGAGCUCGCUGCCGCACGCCAAAAAGAAGCGCAGACGUUAGCGGCUGACGUCACGGCCACUUCUGGUCCAAGUCCCGGUUCCGGUUCCGGUUCCGGUGCGGGACCGAGCUCCGCCGGAAAGGAAACGGAGGACGUUUUGGUGGAGCUGGGAGACGUGGACGCGGCCGUGAGGGAGAUGUUUGACUCGCCGCACAUCAAGAGCAUUGAAAGGCUGUCGCGGCACGAGCAGAUCCUGCUGCUGGCCCUAGUCAUGAUUUCAAGGCGUACCGGCAUUGCCGAGACCACCUUCGAGACGGUGGCGGGCGCCCACAUCGACAUGUGCCGGAGCCACGGGGAGCUGCCGCCGAGCCAUGCGAACCUCGCAGAGAUAGUGAGUCGGCUGGGUUCCAGUCACGUGCUCAUCUGCGAACCGGGCCAUAGGCACCGGCUCCGAAAGAUUGAAUUGAACGUGCCCAGCGACGAUGUCACCUUCGCUUUGAAGAGAAACGCCCAAGUGACGUGGCUACAGAAGCUAGCCGAGCAAAGGAGCUGACGUGGCUAGAUAGUGGACACGAAAAGGUGUCGGGCGAUGAAGCCUUGAGGCGUAAAUGCAUUUUCGCGUCGGGAAUGCUCACGUCCUCGAACCAUUUCAGCAGCCCAAGUAAAGGCACAUAGUUGACGAUUGAGUGGUACCAUCUGUUCCUUUGGCAUUUACGUGAUGCAAGUGAGAGAUGGCAAUGUUUGCCAAG